Messenger RNA from Penicillium verhagenii, 1323 nucleotides. Its product is annotated as WD repeat RBAP46/RBAP48/MSI1 family protein. The transcript has 6 exons. Gene Ontology annotation, biological process: regulation of gene expression. Gene Ontology annotation, molecular function: histone binding. The record is from RefSeq and is a predicted model, not a curated record. Lineage: Eukaryota; Fungi; Ascomycota; Eurotiomycetes; Eurotiales; Aspergillaceae. Bases 1 to 1323 code for a protein of 440 amino acids. Gene Ontology annotation, cellular component: Rpd3L-Expanded complex; nucleus; cytoplasm.
AUGGACACAUAUGAGGAUGAGAACCUAGCCACCGGGGUUGAGGAGCAGCAGGAGAAGGAAAGCGAGCACAGCAACGAAAAGAUCAUCAAUGAGGAAUACAAGACAUGGAAAAAGAACGCGCCAUUUUUGUAUGAUAUGAUUCUGAGCACAGCUUUGGAAUGGCCCACCCUCACAACCCAGUGGCUUCCAGACAAGCAGGAAGUCCCCGAUAAGCCUUAUUCUACCCAUCGCCUACUUAUUGGUACCCACACAGCCGGUGAUGCUCAGAAUUACCUUCAAAUCGCGCACAUUCAGCUUCCAAACGCCAAUGCCCCGAACCCAGACGACUAUGAUGAGGAGCGCGGAGAGAUCGGUGGCUACGGUGGCGGACCCAAGAAGCCCCAGAUGGAGAUCAAAUUUGAGAUUGCCCAGAAGAUUGAUCACAGGGGGGAAGUUAACAAGGCCCGUUACCAGCCCCAGAACCCCAAUAUGAUUGCGACCAUGUGUACCGAUGGCCGGGUGAUGAUCUGGGACCGUUCAAAGCACCCCAGCCAACCCACUGGUACUGUGAACCCUCAAAUGGAGCUCCUAGGACACGAGGCAGAGGGCUUCGGCCUGAGCUGGAAUCCACACAAAGAGGGUCACCUUGCUACUGGUAGCGAGGACAAGACUGUUCGACUCUGGGACCUUACGACAUACACCAAGGGCAACAAGGCCCUCCGGCCGACCCGCACCUACACUCACCAUUCUUCCAUCGUAAACGAUGUUCAGCACCACCCUCUCCAUUCGUCUCUCAUUGGAACCGUCUCCGAUGAUAUCACCCUUCAGAUUCUCGAUAUUCGCUCUGCUGACUCCACCCGCGCAGCCGCAUCAGCGGAGGGGCAGCACCGCGAUGCUAUCAAUUCCAUCUCCUUUAACCCGGCAGCAGAGACAAUCUUGGCCACCGGUUCCGCUGACAAGACUAUUGGUCUGUGGGAUCUUCGAAAUCUCAAGACCAAGCUUCACUCAUUGGAGGGUCACACAGACUCCGUGCAGUCUAUCUCGUGGCAUCCAUUCGAGGAGUCCGUUUUGGCCAGUUCCAGCUAUGACCGGAAAAUUAUGUUCUGGGACCUCAGCCGUGCUGGUGAGGAACAGACCCCGGAGGACGCGCAGGACGGUCCUCCCGAGCUUCUCUUUAUGCACGGUGGUCACACAAACCGCCUGUCUGACUUCAGUUGGAACCUCAGCGAUCCAUGGGUGCUGUGCUCGGCGGCCGAAGACAACCUCCUGCAGGUAUGGAAGGUGGCCGACGCCAUUGUGGGCAAGGACCUGGAAGAUGUCCCUACCGAGGAGUUGGAGGCAUGA